This is a messenger RNA of Erythranthe guttata (spotted monkey flower), 4838 nucleotides long. It is a transcript of the gene TOPII, whose product is annotated as topoisomerase II. Gene Ontology annotation, cellular component: nucleus. NCBI's taxonomy places the organism in Eukaryota, Viridiplantae, Streptophyta, Magnoliopsida, Lamiales, Phrymaceae. Gene Ontology annotation, molecular function: DNA binding; DNA topoisomerase type II (double strand cut, ATP-hydrolyzing) activity; ATP binding. Gene Ontology annotation, biological process: DNA topological change; sister chromatid segregation; resolution of meiotic recombination intermediates. The record is from RefSeq and is a predicted model, not a curated record.
UCAAAAGUGGUAGCCGUUUGUCCGCCAUUUUUAUAACCCUCCCCCAAUUCUCCACACCUCCAAUUUUUCAUUCAAACCCUCCAAAAAAGACACUCUCUCCGUGUCACUUUCAGAAACCCUAGUUCGCCAUGGCCGGAGCGAAGAAACCUCCAUUGACAACCAGCAACAAUGCCAACAUCCCGCCAUCUGAAACCACUGCCGCCGCCGCCGCCGCCGGCGGUGGCAAAAAAACCAUCGAACAAACCUACCAGAAAAAGACUCAGCUCGAGCACAUCCUCCUCCGCCCAGACACCUACAUCGGAUCCAUAGAAAAGCACACCCAGACCUUGUGGAUCUACGAGAACGAAAACAUGGUCCAGAAAUCAAUCACCUAUGUUCCCGGCCUGUACAAAAUCUUCGACGAGAUCCUCGUCAAUGCAGCCGACAACAAGCAGCGGGACCCGAGAAUGGACUCCGUGAAGGUGACGAUUGAUGUUGAAUCGAACUACAUCAGUGUGUACAACAAUGGCGAUGGUGUGCCUGUCGAGAUCCAUCAAGAGGAAGGGGUUUAUGUGCCGGAAUUGAUUUUUGGGCAUUUGUUGACGAGUAGUAAUUAUGAUGAUAACGAGAAGAAGACGACUGGUGGGAGAAAUGGUUACGGGGCGAAGCUAACGAAUAUAUUCUCGACUGAGUUUGUGAUCGAGACUGCCGAUGGAAAGAGGCUGAAGAAGUACAAGCAGGUUUUCUCCAACAACAUGGGUACGAAAUCUGAGCCUGUUAUAUCGAAAUGCAAAUCCGGUGAGAAUUGGACUAAGAUCACCUUCAAGCCAGAUUUGACAAAAUUUAGCAUGAGUUGUUUGGAAGAGGAUGUUGUUGCCUUGAUGAAGAAGCGUGUGAUUGAUAUUGCGGGAUGCCUUGGAAAGACAGUGAAGGUUGAAUUGAACGGUCAACAAUUUCAUUUCAAAUCGUUUUCCAAUUAUUGCGACCUUUACCUAAAAUCUGCAUCACUUGCCAGCUCAGAACCACUCCCAAGAUUUGAAGAGGAAGUACAUGAUAGGUGGCAGGUUUGCGUAAGUCGAAGUGAAGGACAGUUUCAGCAGGUCAGCUUUGUGAAUGGAAUUGCAACAAUCAAGGGUGGGACUCAUGUCGACUACGUUACUAAUAAGAUAACAAGCCAUCUUGUUGCUGUCAUAAAAAACAAGAACAAGAAGAACAAGAAAUUUGACCUUAAACCUCAUACUGUGAAGAAUCACUUGUGGGUUUUUGUCAAUGCUCUAAUUGACAACCCGGCUUUUGAUUCACAAACCAAAGAGACUCUAACACUCCGUGCAGGGAGUUUUGGUUCUUCAUGGGAUUUCUCGUCGAAGUUCCUAGACAAAGUGUCCAAGUCCGACAUAAUGAAAAAUAUUGAGGAAUGGGCAGAAUUCAAACAAAAGAAAGACCUUAAGAAAACCGAUGGAGCAAAAGACAGGAGGAUCUAUGGACUAACCAAGCUAGCUGAUGCCAAUGAGGCUGGAGGGAAGAACUCUGAGAAAUGUACCUUGAUUUUGACAGAAGGAGACUCAGCCAAGGCACUUGCAAUUGCUGGAAUUUCAGUUGUUGGGCGAGAUCACUAUGGUGUGUUCCCUCUUAGAGGAAAAUUGCUCAAUGUCAGGGAAGCAAGUCAUACUCAACUAAUGCAGAACGUUGAGAUUCAGCAUAUCAAGCAAAUUUUAGGACUCCAGCAUGGUAAACAGUAUGAUAGUGUCAAAUCACUCAGAUACGGACACUUGAUGAUAAUGACUGAUCAGGAUCAUGAUGGUUCGCAUAUCAAGGGUCUCCUAAUUAAUUUCAUACAUUCCUUCUGGCCAUCAUUGCUCAAAGUUCCUUCUUUUAUGUUGGAGUUCAUAACUCCUAUUGUGAAGGCUACAAAUAAGUAUGGGAAAAACAAAAAAUCCUUCUAUACAAUGCCUCAGUAUGAAGCAUGGAAAGAAAGUAUAGGAUCAGAUGCAAAAAACUGGACGAUUAAGUACUAUAAGGGGCUGGGAACAAGCACAGAUAAGGAAGGGAAGGAGUACUUUGAAGAUCUUGGUAAACACAAAAAGGAUUUUGUUUGGGUAGAUGAGCAAGAUGGGGACGCCAUAGAACUUGCUUUUAGUAAGAAGAAGAUCGAAGCAAGAAAGAGUUGGCUCCGCCAGUUUGAGCCUGGCACUUACCUUGACGAUCGAGAUUCACACAUCAAGUAUCGUGACUUUGUCCAUAAGGAACUUAUACUGUUUUCAAUAGCAGAUCUUCAGAGAUCAAUUCCAUCAAUGGUUGAUGGGCUGAAACCUGGUCAAAGAAAGAUACUUUACUGUUCCUUCAAGAGGAACUUUGUCAAGGAAGCAAAAGUCGCCCAGUUCUCUGGUUACGUGUCCGAACAUUCCGCUUACCAUCAUGGAGAACAGAGUCUUGCUAGUACUAUAAUUGGUAUGGCACAAGAUUAUGUAGGCAGCAACAACAUAAAUCUUCUUUUGCCGAAUGGUCAGUUUGGUACUCGAGGCCAGGGUGGGAAAGAUCAUGCCAGUGCAAGGUAUGUUUACACACAGCUGUCUCCAGUUACACGGUUUUUGUUUCCAAAGGCAGAUGACAUUCUGCUCGACUAUUUAAAUGAAGAUGGGCAGAUGAUUGAACCUACUUGGUAUGUGCCAAUCAUUCCUACAGUUUUAGUAAAUGGAAGUGAAGGAAUAGGCACAGGAUGGAGUUCCUUCGUACCAAAUUAUAACCCUCUCGACAUAAUCGCUAAUGUGAGGCAUUUGCUGAAUGGUGAGCCAAUGGAAGCUAUGCAUCCAUGGUAUAAAGGAUUUAAAGGAACAAUUGAGAAAACAGCAACGAAGGAAGCUGGGUUCAGCUACACUGUCACUGGAAUCAUAGAGGAAGUGGAUGAAACAACACUAACAAUAACAGAGCUUCCAAUUAGAAGAUGGACUCAAGAUUAUAAGGAAUUUUUGGAGUCUAUUUCUGCUGAGAAUGACAAGAGCAAAGAUCCAUUUAUUGAGGGCUGCCGUGAUAACAGUGGUGGAGAAAUUAUACAUUUCGCGGUUUAUUUGUCAGAGACAAAUCUUCUGGUAGCCAAGCAAGAAGGAUUGCUGAAGAAAUUUAAGUUAACUACGACAAUGAGCACUAGUAACAUGCAUCUGUUUGACUCCAAAGGCGUAAUUAAGAAAUAUGAUAGCCCUGAACAAAUUCUUGAGGAGUUCUUUUACAUAAGGCUUGAGUUCUACGAAAAGAGAAAGAAAGCUUUGUUGGCCAAUCUUGAGUUAGAUAUGCUAAAAUGUGAUAACAAGUACAGAUUCAUUAGAGGUGUUGUUGAAGGUACCAUUGUUGUAAGCAACAGGAAAAAGGCUGAUUUGUUCCUUGAGCUGAAGGCAAAGGGUUUCACCCCUUUCCCGAAAAAGAAAAAUACUCCCGAAGUUGCUGUUGCUGGCGCAACUGAUGAUACAGAAGAAACCGAAGAUAACACUGAAGUGGAAAUUGCAAAAGGAGUUUCCGCAAGUGAUUAUGACUACUUGCUGUCUCUGGCAAUUGGUACCUUAACUGCUGAAAAGUUGCAAGAGUUGCGCGAUGAGAGGGAAAGGUUGACGCAAGAAGUUGAAGACCUGAAAAAAUCGACAGUGAAGUCUUUGUGGACAAAAGAUCUGGAUGCUCUGGAGGCCAAAAUAAUCGAGGAUCUAAAGAACAGUGAGAAAAAAUGGGAGGAGGAUAGACAAAGGAUACAAGGUGGUGAGACAAAGAUAGCUAGACCACUAGCGAAAAAUCCGCGAAAGAAUACCAAGAAAGCUACAACCAAAAAGGAAUCUACUGCAGAGCACAUGGAUGUAUCAGAUAAUACUGUAACUGAAACAGAUAAAGUUGCUGAAAUCAAGAAACCUAGAGGCAAGGCAGCUGCUGCUAAAAAGAAAGCUCCAGUGGCAAAGGUUGUAGCAGAGGCUGACGAAGACGAUGACGAUGGGGUUGCUGAGCUAAGACAGAGAAUUGCAGCUUACAAUUUCGACUCUUCUCCUGAUCGUGCAGAAGAUAUGGAAACAGAGUUGCCCCAGCUGCAAACGAAGAAAAAAGAACCAACCAAAAGGGCAGCUCCUCGAAAGAAGCAAGUGUCAAUUGUUUCAGACGAUGAAGAAGACGAUGAUAUCGAGAUAAUCGAUGAUGACGAUUUCGAACCCGAAGACAAGAAAAAGAAGGGAGGAAGAAAACCAGCCAAUCCAAAAGCAGCAGCAGCAAAACCACCUGCUGGAGCAAAGAAAAGAGGACCAGCCAGCAAACAAUCUCAGCUUGUAGGUCAGAAACUCAUCACCGAAGUUCUCAAACCCACUGCUGCAGCAGAUGAUUCCCCUGAAAAGAAGGUUAGGAGAAUGAGGGCGUCGCCUUUUAACAAGAAGAGCAGUUCUAUUUUGGGACGAGGGGCAAUAAACGUGGACGAUGAUGAGGAUAAAGAGAUAGGGGAGACUUCAAACGAACAAGAAAGAAGCUCGGUUUCUGAUGAUGUCAGCAAAGGUGUGGGCCCCGCGGUGAGCAGACCUAAGAGGGUUAAUAGGAGGCAGACGAGUUAUGUUAUAAGUGACGAUUCGGAGAGUGAAGCUGCUGAGGAGGUUGAUGUUGAUAGUGAUGCAACUGAAGAUAGUGAGUUCAACGAUGAUGAAUGAGGGGAUUUUACUUUCUUUUAACCUGUGAAUUUUGGAUGUCUGUUGAAAAGUCAGUUAAUCACUCACUGCCUUGUAAUGAAAACUUCAAUGAUGUUUCUUUUUUCUAACUCUUUCUUGGGAUCUCUGCCUGAGUAUGUAUGACUGUGUUUAUGUCAAAUGCCUCGGAUGUAUUGAAUGUAUUUCAUGCACUUUUGCUCA